Messenger RNA from Eruca vesicaria subsp. sativa (arugula), 842 nucleotides. NCBI's taxonomy places the organism in Eukaryota, Viridiplantae, Streptophyta, Magnoliopsida, Brassicales, Brassicaceae. The record is from the annotation of a GenBank genome assembly.
AAAUCGAUCUACUUCUAGAGAGAGCAAUUGACUCGCCGACUUUGGCUCUGUGUUAGGUAUCUACUACCCUCCCUAUGAGUUACUCAUCUUUCAUUCGAUCUAGGGCAUAGAAUCUUCUCUGUGUUAGUGAGAAAAAAACAAUGGCGGGGGAAGGUGAAGAAGAUGUGCCAAGAGACGCCAAGAUUGUGAAGUCUCUGCUUAAGUCGAUGGGCGUGGAGGACUACGAGCCACGUGUGGUGCACCAGUUUCUCGAGAUAUGGUACCGUUAUGUGGUGGAAGUAUUGACAGAUGCUCAGGUUUACUCAGAGCAUGCUAGCAAAUCCACCAUUGAUUGUGACGAUGUGAAGCUAGCUAUUCAGUCCAAAGUUAGUUUCAGCUUCUCACAGCCUCCUCCAAGAGAGGUACUGCUAGAGCUUGCUGCGAGCAAGAACAAGAUUCCUUUGCCGAAAUCGAUAGCAGGACCAGGCAUUCCUCUCCCGCCUGAACAGGACACAUUGCUUAGCCCAAACUACCAGCUCGUCAUUCCCAAAAAGUCAGCUUCAACAGAACCUGAUGAAACAGAGGACGAUGAAGAAAUGACAGAUCCUACUGCACAAUCAUCAUCCCAGGAACAACAAACAUCUGAGCUUCCUGGCCAAACUCCUCAAAGGGUCUCUUUCCCCCUAUCUAGACGACCCAAAUAAGUAGAGAGAGCAAACUAAACGACAAUGUUAUUGUGUAUCAUGAUGUAGAGAAUGUUAAAGAAUCAUUUGUGAAUGACCAGAUUAUCUUUCUUUGUCUGAAAUAUGAAAACUCUUGAUCUAUGUACUAGUGAAUUAUCUAUCAACUGAAAUAAGACUAGG